GGCGACAUCGAGGAGGCCGUGGUCAUCACGGACCGGCAGACGGGCAAGUCCCGUGGAUACGGCUUUGUCACCAUGGCUGACAGAGGCGCUGCAGAGCGAGCGUGCAAGGACCCCAACCCCAUCAUCGACGGCAGGAAGGCCAACGUGAACCUGGCCUACCUGGGCGCCAAGCCGCGGAUAAUGCAGCCAGGUUUUGCCUUCGGUGUUCAGCAGCUUCAUCCAGCUCUCAUACAGAGGCCUUUUGGGAUACCUGCUCACUAUGUCUAUCCGCAGGCUUUUGUGCAGCCUGGAGUGGUGAUCCCGCACGUGCAGCCCGCGCUUUGCACAGGGCCUCCACGAGUUGCCUUAGAGAGACCCUGCCUUCUCACCGCGGUGUUGCGGGGCACGGAGCAAGCAGAGGAGCGAGGCCUGCUAGUAAGAUGGCGCCUGGGCACCAAAGUUAUUUUCUCCCAUGUCCUCUGGCCGAUCGGAGCUGUGGAGCAAGUGAGGUGGAAGGAGCGGGUGCAGCAGCUGUAG
Molecule: messenger RNA, 516 nt
Organism: Tinamus guttatus (white-throated tinamou)
Lineage: Eukaryota; Metazoa; Chordata; Aves; Tinamiformes; Tinamidae
Product: RNA-binding protein 24
Biological process (GO): mRNA stabilization; regulation of alternative mRNA splicing, via spliceosome; positive regulation of myotube differentiation
Cellular component (GO): nucleus; cytosol
Molecular function (GO): mRNA 3'-UTR binding
Source: RefSeq, a predicted model, not a curated record